Drosophila ficusphila is the source of this 1781-nucleotide messenger RNA. It is a transcript of the gene TTLL1A, whose product is annotated as probable tubulin polyglutamylase TTLL1. Gene Ontology annotation, biological process: protein polyglutamylation; microtubule cytoskeleton organization. The coding region runs from base 107 to 1585 and encodes 492 amino acids. Gene Ontology annotation, cellular component: cilium. The transcript is spliced from 4 exons. Lineage: Eukaryota; Metazoa; Arthropoda; Insecta; Diptera; Drosophilidae. The record is from RefSeq and is a predicted model, not a curated record. Gene Ontology annotation, molecular function: tubulin binding; tubulin-glutamic acid ligase activity.
GGUACGAUUGCCUCAAAGUUGGGGAAAAAUUCUCAGUAUUAGCGUUAUUGAGUAUUGUAGUUAAGCAGAGGCAGUAACCGUAGUAAAGCGGGACCGUCCAGCGAGCAUGAGGAGCCGGACGAGUGCUCUGAGGAAUCUCCGCCAGAAAUGCGGAGGCGGUUGCACCAGCGACGAUGACACGCCGGAGGUCAAGCUAAUCAACUCGCCGCCAACGGAAUUCAACUUCAUUCAGAGUCGUCGGAAGGCCCCCAAAUACCAGAAGAUCAUGUGCUACAGCACCGAUUGGGAGAAGUCCGCGUUGGUCAGCAAUUUCCAGAAGAGGGGAUGGCUCCAGGUGCCCUCCUUCAAUGGCGAAUGGAACUUCUACUGGGCCUGCACUCAGAAUUGUCGUUACAUCUUUGGCAUCGAUCAUCCGUAUCGCAUGCGAUCCGAUCAAGUCAUCAAUCACUUUCCCAACUCCGUGGAGCUUUCGCGGAAAGAUCUGUUGAUCAAGAACAUCAAGCGGUAUCGCAAGGAUCUAGAGCGACGGGGUGAUCCUUUGGCGCAAACCCAUUCACCGGACACCAAACUGGGCAUUGGUGGCACUCGCUACAAGCACCUGGACAUCAUUCCCAUGACCUUUGUCCUGCCCUCCGACUAUCAGCUGUUCGUGGAGGUCUUCCAUCGCAAUCCGGCCAGCACGUGGAUCGUGAAGCCGUGCAGCAAAUCGCAGGGCGUCGGCAUUUAUCUGGUGAACAAGCUGUCCAAGCUGAAGAAGUACGCCUACGAUGCCAAAACCUUCUAUCCUCAAAUCAACCGGGACACCUGCGUCAUCUCGAAGUACAUCGACAAUCCCCUGCUCAUCGGUGGCAAGAAGUUCGACCUGCGACUCUUCGUUCUGGUGACCACGUUCAAUCCCCUGAAGGCGUAUCUCUACAAGGAGGGCUUCUGCCGCUUCUGCACCGAGAAGUACGACCAGGCCGAGAUCGACAACGUCUUCAUGCACUUGACCAAUGUCAGCAUCCAGAAAACCAACGAAGAAUACAAUGCAAUCCACGGUGGCAAGUGGCCUCUCCAGAAUCUGUGGCUCUACUUGGACAGCCUGCGAGGCGAGGGCGUUUCGGAGAUGCUGUGGAGCCGCAUAACCGACACAAUUCGCCACUCCCUGGACGCAGUGGCUCCGGUGAUGGCCAACGAUCGUCACUGUUUCGAGGUCUACGGCUACGACAUCAUCAUCGAUAAUACCCUGAAGCCCUGGCUGAUCGAGAUCAACACGUCGCCGUCGAUGCACUCGACCACCACGAACGAUCGCAUGCUGAAGUCGCGGCUCAUCGACAACGUCCUGGAUGUUGUGGUGCCGCCAAACAGCUUCCCAGAUGAGCACUGGGAUAAGACGCCCAAUCCGGAGCUGCUGAAGAACUUCACUGUGCUGAAACCCAUUCCAGUGACUAAGACGCCGGCGAAGGAGCCAAUCCGACGGAAGGUCAGGUCGCACAAGAAGCGCAAUUCGAAGUGCAGCGCUGCUGCCGCCGGCUCAUCCUCCACACAUCCUCCUCCAGCAGAAGGACAGCCCAAGGUGAUGAAGAAGUGCAAGGAAAAGCGAUGAGGAGAUGUACUGAGAUGUUUGGAGGAGAUGUUUGUCAAAUGGAAAUCAAAUCGUGGCUGCACUGGUUGUUUAUGGAAAUUUGUAGCUUUUAAUUCGCAACUCGGCAUGUUCGGUAUCGGUAUCGCACAAAUUACUUAGUACUUAUUACUUAUUGCUUAUGGAGUAGACAAAAUUAAAGUAUCGUUUAUUCGCUAUA